AUGUCAGAAGACAAUCUGAAUGAAUUGAUUGAGAGGAAAGCGAAUGUUACGAAUGAAUUGCAGAGUUUAAGAGAGAAAAUCGAUAAGGAAGGAGCUAAAGCUGCGGUGCACAAGUUGAUAUCGCUGAGGCAGGCAUUGAAGGAGCUGGAAAGGCAAGAGCUUGAAAUCCAGUCUUCUAGUAAUUCUGAAUUGGAUGCUGAGGUUCGUAGAUUGGAGGACCAAAUAGCAAAUGGGUAUGAUGGCCAGACUGUCUCUGAUGAAUUGGAUCGUCCGUUGAGUGAAUCAGUGGAGAAAAUUGAUUCAGCUAAAAGGGAACUUGCAGCUAGAUCAAGGGCAGUGCUGGCAGUGCAGCGCCAGAUUGAUGAUGUUCCAUCUCAAUCAGAACUCAUCCAUUUGAAGGAUUUAGAUGAGUUGGGUAGACUUCAAAUGCAACUUAAAUUUCAAGAUGCAAUCACUAGCACUGAUGGUCGCAUGAAACUUAUUAACUCCAUGGAGGGAAUCAUAAAGGGCAGUCAACAGAAGCUACUAAAGGUACAACUUGGACUUAAAGAAGAGCAAAAAGUUUGUGAUGCUCUGAAGGCAAAGCAUGUUGCAGCAACUGCAGAGCAAAGGCACUGUUAUUCUCUCUUAAAAGCUUUCCAGGAGGAAUGUACAAAGAAUGAGGUACUCAGAAGAAGUGCCACUUAG
Messenger RNA from Prunus armeniaca (apricot), 687 nucleotides. NCBI's taxonomy places the organism in Eukaryota, Viridiplantae, Streptophyta, Magnoliopsida, Rosales, Rosaceae. The record is from the annotation of a GenBank genome assembly.